Lepidothrix coronata (blue-crowned manakin) is the source of this 7526-nucleotide messenger RNA. RefSeq names its product tudor domain containing 15 (gene TDRD15). NCBI's taxonomy places the organism in Eukaryota, Metazoa, Chordata, Aves, Passeriformes, Pipridae. The record is from RefSeq and is a predicted model, not a curated record. Gene Ontology annotation, biological process: spermatogenesis. The transcript is spliced from 3 exons. The coding region runs from base 263 to 6235 and encodes 1990 amino acids.
UGUUGUGAUCCUGUGCUGGCGCCUCUGGCUCUCGCACGGUGCUGUCUCGCCCGUGAGCGGUGAGGAAGCCGCGGCAGUUGCUGACGGGCGCUGUUCUUCCCUCUCGGGUCUCGCCUGGCGGUGGCAGCGUCCGCGCGGUGCGGGGCCGCGCCCGACUCCGUGCCGGCUCCUCUCAGAGAGAUGCAGAGUUGUUAAUAAUGGGCUGCUUUUCCUUUAGAAGGUGUCUUCUGAGUGAGUAAGCCUUAAGUAGUGGAAAGACAGGAUGGAAUCUCUGACUCCUUUACCAGACCCAAGAGAUAUGAAAUUGGAGAUAAAUCACAUAGAAUGCCAUCCUGAGUGCUUGGUUAUAAUGUUCCAUGCUCAGUACAACACAGGGUGUGAGCCUGACUAUUACAUACUGCAGAAUGAAAUACAGCGGGUGUUCAAAGUGAAAGAGAAUGUUUGCACUGGUGGAUCUUGUUUGGUGGAAGACACAGAAGGAGAAUGGCACAGAGGAAGAGUUCUGGGAAAGAAAGGGACUAUCUGUGAGGCUUUUCUUAUAGACGCUGGAUAUGUGUUGGCAGUUGAGGAAACACAUGUUGCUGCUGCUUGUGAUGAAUUGUUUCAACUGCCUCCAAAGGUGGUUUUGGGUGUUUUUGCAAGCAUACUUCCUCUUGGAGACAAAUGGAGUCCAAACGCCAUUAACUAUUUUUCAUCUCUAGUGGGAUUACAGAUUACAGGACACGUGAAGGCUGUUAUACCACACCAGGUGUUUAUUCUAGAAGUGCCAAAGAUUAUUACUGAUGUUCUUGAAUUGAAGUUAGGUAAAUUUAUUGAUGGAGAUUCAUUUUGUCUUAUUGUAGAAACUUUAAGAGUGUUGCCCCAAGGAGUGCUUUGUAAUAGAAUGCCGGAACUAUUGAAACAGAAGUAUCCAGUCAGGGAGUUGUUUACCCUAAAUAAUUCUGAGAAAGCAACAAAUUUUUGGCACGUUCCACAUGAACUCUUUCCAUGUCUACCUGUUGGCAGUAAAGAAAAUGUAAAAAUAACUGGUGCAGUGAGCCCAAAUAAAUUUUAUUGUCAGAUACAGAAGUGGCAGAAACAGCUGGAAGAUUUGACUGGAGCUAUGCAUUUGUACUAUGAAGCUCUUGUUGGAGAAAAUACUACAUCUUGUGAUAGUUUAGGGCUACUUUGUGCUGCCAAGAGGCAAAAUGGGCAGUGGCAUAGAGGAGUGAUAAAACAAAUUCUCUCUGACCACGUGGAAGUCUGGUUUAUGGAUUUUGGUGUUACUGAAGCUGUGCCACCUAGUUGUGUUCAGAAACUUAGAGCUGAGUUCAUAACAUUACCAAUGAUUUCAUUUCCAUGUGCACUGUCUUGUUUUGGUAGUCAGGAUGAAACAGUAAUAAAAUUUCAGCUGAAAGCCCUUAUGCAGGCCUUGAUAGGACAAACUUCUGUGUGUGCCCAUGUUGAUUUAUACAAUAACACGGAACACUUGUAUUAUAUUACACUGCAAAAACAAGAUCUUGGAAUUACUGCUAAGCAUCCUGAAAACUUGAAUGAGGUAGCUGCAUCAUGUGACUCGCCUUUGGAAACAAAACUCACAAGUAUUGCUGUAAACUACAAACCAUGUCCUGAGAGAUACAAUUCAUUUAAGAAUUUUACUGGAAAUAAAGAUACAAAAACCUGCUUACCUGAACGGGAUAUUUCUUUCUCCAUCCACUGCAAAAGAGAAGAGAUGCAAAUGAAUUCUUUCUAUCAAGCUUUUGCGGUACAUAUCAUAAAUCCAUCUGACUUUUGGAUUCAAACUUGUAGGUACCGGAAUGAGUUUCAGGCCUUGAUGACAAAUAUUGGCCACACAUACAGUCAAUGUGAAGCUGAUGAAAUGGUCCUUAAAAAACCAGAACCGGGGUUGCUGUGCUGUGCCCGGUAUAGCAGAGAUGGGUGUUAUUACCGGGCUGUUGUCAUAAAAGUGCUUCAUGCAAACAUUACUGUUUGUUUUUUGGAUUUUGGAAAUACAGAUACGGUACCCUGUCACCAUGUGAAAAUAUUGCUUCCUCAGUUUUCUGCUUUACCAGCUUUAGCUAUGGGUUGUUCCCUUGCUUGCACGUUUCCUGUUGAUGGUGUGUGGGUUAAAAAAGAAACUGAUUUCUUUAAAAGUGUAGUGCUGAACAAACUACUGCUGCUUCAUGUCAUUGGAAAGCAAAACAACAAGUACAUUGUUGAUGUGUAUUGUAUUGGUUUGCAGCAAGGAAGUGUUGCUGCAUGUAUGGUUCAAGCUGGAUAUGCUGAAUACUGGGAAAAGCCACCACAUUCUGUUCCAAGGUCAGCACAAAAAAGGCACAGCUGUAAAAAAUCAAAAAUCAAUGCAGAGAGCACUGGUAAUAUUCAUAAAAGUAAGAUAUCUGGAAAUGGAAACGUACUUCAGACAGAAAAAUCAUUACGUGUGUCUCCAAUGCCUAGAAAAUCUGUUGUGCCAUCCUGUUUUGGAGAAGGUGCUGUCUCUAAAAUGCAUAAAUCGGUAUGUGAGGAAAAAUUGUUCUAUAAAGAGUUUGUGUUUAAACCAGGAGAUGUUUUUGAAGUGGUAUGUUCUUGCAUUUUUUCCCCAUCAGAUUUUUCAUGUCAGUUGCAAAGCAAACUGCCAGAGCUAAGUAACUUAAUGGGACAAAUUCAGACUUACUAUGAAGAUCAUACCAGUCCUUACAAAACCGGACAGGUUGCCUGUGUUGUUAAAUGUCCCAAAGAUGGGAAGUGGUACAGAGCAACUGUUGUGCAGCAGGUAUCUAGAGAUGAAGUUGAUGUGGUUUUUGUAGACUAUGGUUAUCGAGAAAGAGUUUUACUUAAAGAUCUUCAGGCUGUUCUUCCAGAUUUCCUAACUCUGGAAAGUCAGGCAUUUCGAUGUGGGCUUAAAAAUGUACCCUUACAGGCUGACUCACUCACUUGGUCUGAAGAAAUGCACAGACAAUUUGAAGACUUCCUUUCUUCUUCUAGAGGACCACUGACUUGUGUCAUUUAUGCUCUUGUUCUCGUGAGCCCCGGCUGUUUAUGCAAUGUUGUUGACUUACAGACUCCACUCACUAGUGCAGAGGAAUUCCUCAGAGAACGUGGUCUCAUCCAGUCUGAGUAUGUUGGACUGAGAAACCUUGCGUCUUUGGGUUCUCUGUACAGUUUUUGCUACUCAUCUUUUAAUAUAAAAGUUGGCAGUGAGGAGGAGGUUUAUAUAACUCACAUAAAUAAUCCUUCAAAAUUCUACUGUCAGCUUAAUCGAAACACUGAAACUGUGGAGGCAUUGAUGAAGAGAAUUAGUGACCUAAGUAAAACGUUAAAUAAUGCAAAGUAUGAUACCAGCAAUACACGAUUAUGUAUAGCCAGAUAUUUUGAAGAUGGUCUCUUUUACAGAGCUUUGACUUUUCCUGUGGAAGCGACAUCCUAUGUAUGGGCUCACUAUGUGGAUUUUGGAAAUAAGAGUGUGGUGGAGAGAGACCAGUUGAUGCCCAUUCCAGACUCUGCGACUGACCUAAUAUUCACACCUAUGCAAGCUAUUAAAUGCUGUCUGUCAGAUUUUAGGGGGGGAAAAAUUCCAGCAAGCAUUACUAGAUGGUUUGAGGAAAGAUUUCUUGGUAAACUGCUGAAGGCUGUAAUUUUAUCCAGAGAAUCGGAUGGAAAGAUUGUUGUGGAGUUGUAUGAUGGUCAGCUCAAAGUAAGUCAAAAACUUAAAGAAAAAAUAUCAGAAGAGCAGGCACAGAAAAGCUGUAUGGGACAAUUUAGAAGUUAUGGAAGAGUGAGAUGUCACAUAGAAGAUGGCAAAGAAAUUAAUAAAGUAAUUGUUAAAAAUCCUGAAAUACUUCAAUUGGAAACCAAAGUGAAAUGCCAAGUAUAUGAUGACCAGACAGAUACUGAAGAGAAUUUUGGAGAUGAAGAGCAAAGUGCAUGUAGCACAUCAAAAUUGUGUAGAGGAUCCUUAAAACAGCAAACUUUACAGAACAGCGAAGAACCAGGCUUUAGAAAUACUUUCAGUGCUGUUCCGGAGAACAGAAAACCUCUGACUGGAGAACCUGCUUCUCACUCACUCUCUUAUUCUGCUUUAACUUCAAAGGAAAUAGCUGUAAAUGCUCUCUCUGAAUCUCAUAAUGAAAGACUACAUUGUACAGGUCAGCAGGAAGGGAGUAAUAAAAAUACACCUACAUUAAUCAGUCUUCCUCAACGUGAUAUACAGAUGAAUACCGAAGUAGCAGUUUAUAUUUCUCAUAUGAAUAGUCUAUCAAGUUUCUAUGUUCACCUUGCAGAGGAUGAAAACUUAAUAGUAAAAUUAGCAAAUGAUUUAAAUGAAAGCUUGGAGAACAGGAGUCUUGAAAAUUGCUUAGAUGAGCUCAUGGUAGGAGAUCUUAUAGUUGCAGAGCAUGAAGCUGAUUGUUUUUACUAUAGAGCAGUUAUUAAAACUCUGAAAUCAGGAAACUCCUUUGAGGUAGAGUUUAUUGACUAUGGUAAUGCUGCAGUUGUAAGUUCAUCAAACAUCUGCAGGAUUCCAGAAGAGUUCUUAGCUCUGCCAAGGUUUAGUGUUCAUUGUUUUCUUAGCAAUGUAAAAAGUGUUCCUGAUGAAAGCUGGACUAAAGAAAGUGCUGCUUAUUUAGCAAGAAAAUUAAGUAAUGAGCUAGUUACUUGCAAGUUCUUACAGCAGCAUGGAGAGCAAUGGGAAAUAGAUGUAAUUUGUGAUGGAAAGUCUGUGUCUAAUGACCUUCUGCAGGAAAUAGACGAGGCAGGGUGGCAAAACGCACAAAUGUGUCAUUGUGACAAUAGGCCAAACCAAAAUGGUAAUCCUCAAGAUAGAAGGUCUGGGAAUGGUUUAGAUGGUCAAAGUAAAACUGAGGCUGUUAGGAUGAAAAAUACUCCCCAAACCCCCAUAAGUAUCCUUCAUCAAGUUAUAAAUUUUGGACAAAUAGAAGCAGCAGAAGUGGUUAAUAUUUUGGAGACUGGAGAAUUUUAUGUACAGUUAGUUACAAAUUUGCAAAUACUGCAUGAGUUAAAUGUAAUGCUUGACAAAGAAGCACAGAGAAGUGAUUUGCUUAGAGUGGAUGAUAUUGAAAAAGGACUGGAAUGCAUGACACAAUCUGAAAAGAACUUUAGGUGGUAUCGAUCGGAAGUGAUAGAGAAAUUUGUCAGGGAGAAGUUAAUGCUAGUUUUUUUCAUGGAUUAUGGCACGUGCGAAAUGGUGUCCUUAAAUAAUGCAAAGAUGCUCAGUGAUGAGAUUAAAAAUGUUCCUAAACAAGCUGUGUUUUGUAAAUGGGUUUGGUUUAAAAACCUGAAGAAAAUUCAGUUUGACCAUGUAUUAAAUGCACUCCUGGAUUCUGAAAUAAGGAUCUUGUUUUUGAGGUUUUUGAAAUCCUCUGGUAUCUGGGAGGUAGAUAUUUUAAUAGGGGAAGUUAUGUUUCAGGAGUAUUUGAACCAGUUCUUAAGCCAUUGUCAGACAAUUGUUGGACCAGAAAAAUCCAGAAGUACAAACUGUAAAGAACUUGGUAUGUCAUUCAAGAUAAAUUCAGUCAUGUGGAUGCUGCUGCGAAGUGGCAGAACGUAUCCAGGGUUUGCAACUGCAGUUACUGAUCCUUCAAACUUCAGUGUCCAGUUUGAAGUCUUCUUUGACUGCAUGCAAAAGUUGUCCUUGCUGCUCUCUGAUGUUCCUGACAACUUGCCAGCUCUCCCAAAAGAACAUGUGGCCCCUGGUGCCAACUGCUUGAUCAAAUUUGGACUGAAAGCAGAGUGGUACAGGGUAGAAAUUAGUGAAGUAACAAGUCAGUCUGUUGUUCUUACAUUUAUUGAUUAUGGCUUUCUGAAGAGCAUUCCUUACUCUGAAAUCCAUAAACUUAAAGUUAUUCCAGAAAGUCUGUUUUACUUGCCACGCUUGGCACAGUCUUGCUCUUUGCAUGAUGCAGUUCCUGCCAAAGGGGAACACUGGAGUGAUGAAGCUAUACUUUUGUUUCAGAAGCUUCUUCUUAAACCAUUUCUGAUAUUUCAUUUCAUCCACUAUGGCUCAGAAAUGAAAUUAGAGGUGGAUGUUCUGUACGAUGACAGCAGUCUUGCUGAUGUCUUAAUUGCUGCUGGCCAUGCAGUCUGCUCUCAGAGUAGGUGCUGCCCCAUUCCGGUUGACAGUCUUAAAUCAGAAGAAACAGAUUGGCAGCCUGAGUGUUCAGAUUCUAGUUACUGUGCUUCCCUUUGUGAACCAGAUUAUAAUUGCGCUGAAAAUUCUGAUUUUGCUGACAGAAGUUAGGCAAAGAAGAGAAAAGCUGUCUGAAGCACAGGACUAUAAUACUUGAAACUAUUAUAGUUUCAAGUAAGGAAGUCUAGUAAAGUGACUGCUGGAGUGUCAUUAACAAGGGAUCUGAGUUCACACAACACUGAAAGAAAAAAUAACCUGCAAAAGAUGGACAAUACUGUGAAGACAUUAGGAUUUUUUCAGCAUUAUGAUGAUAAGAAAAGUAAAGUUGGCAUAAUACAGAGUAAAUCUGCAAGAAGAAGCACUGUCUGAGACUUGUGAUUCAAAUGUUCUGCAGUCUGGGAAGUGUGUGAAGAUACUGUCAAAAGAAUUAGUUAAAUAAUGAAUAGACUGCAGUUAGGAAAGCACUACUUCAAUGCAAAAAAGAAUACAGAUACUGCUCUUGGUAUAUAUUUUUUCUCCUCUAAGAUCUCUUGUUAUAUUUAGACAGUCGUGUCUUUGACAAACCUUUCUGUUGGAAUGUUCUUGCAGUUUUUGUGUGUCUAUGUGUAAAACUUUAUUUGCAUUAACAUGUUUUACAGUGGUGUUGUCUCCUCCUUGUUUUGAAUGUUCAGAAAAUGAAGAUGCGAAACAUAUCCUUCUCUUUGUUUCUGAUUCCGAAGUUUCCAUGUAAGAAUAGUUUGUCUCAUUAGGGGAAUGUUUACUAAUAAUAAUCCAGAAACCUGGAUCCCCAUUUAUGGGAGGAACGUGAAUUAAAUUGUUGUCAGUUAACUCUUGAUGUACAGAUGCUGUUGACCCAUCUUAAGGUUCUCUUGGUAUCUGAGUUGCAUCACAGUUGGGGUCAUUCACUCUGCUGAGCAUGUGUUCCAUUGAUCUCUCUCCUUCGUCCUCCUCCUCAUCUGUCAGAAUGAGGAGAGGAAGUUUUCUCUGAGCACUUAGUCAAGUCAGGAUACUGUUUUUACCUUAAAGGGAAACAUUGGGAGCCUUUGCUUUUUUUCUUCUGUGUAGGAGGAGGAUAUUUCAGAACUGAAAAGUGAUGGCAUACUGUAUAUGUCUAAGAAGAGGGUUUUUUUUUCAAUAUCCAUUCUGAAAUUGUAAGAAUUUGUCAGCUGUCAGCUGAUUAUUUAUUUUUCCCCUCACUUCCUUCCUCAGUUGUUUGGACAAAGAUAAAGCAUGAAGAGGCCUGAAAUAUGAGGGGUUUUCUUUGUAUUGUGAUUGUUUGAAUUUCAAUGAGAAAAUGAAUGCAACCCUAAUGAUAGACAACACAUCUAAUGCAUCUCUAUAAUGAGAUCUAAGAACACACAACCCCCUGCUCCCCCCUCCCCCCAUAUCACAAUGUAUUUAA